Molecule: messenger RNA, 1176 nt
Organism: Besnoitia besnoiti
Lineage: Eukaryota; Apicomplexa; Conoidasida; Eucoccidiorida; Sarcocystidae
Product: putative translocation protein sec62
Exons: 11
Coding region: 1-1176 (391 amino acids)
Biological process (GO): post-translational protein targeting to membrane, translocation
Cellular component (GO): endoplasmic reticulum; endoplasmic reticulum membrane
Source: RefSeq, a predicted model, not a curated record
AUGAGGAAUCCGGCUCCGCAGCAACACUGGAAUGAGCCUCUGGCUCGGGUCAUGGACGUCGUCCUCAACUGCACGAUUCGCUUCAAGACUGCUGCUGAGGUCGGGAAGCGCGCCGUCUUUUACUGCCGCGGCGAAGAUCUCUUCGCGUGGAUGAUGGAGAAUCGCGAUAUGCUUCAGAAGAAGCACGCCGACGCGCUCGACGGGCAGGCUUUCGAAACGUCCGAGGACGUCGCCGCCUUCUGCGACAAACUCAUUCGCUUCGGCUUCAUGUACCGCGCACAGUAUAAGCCAAUUGAUGGCGUCAUUGAGCAAGACGAGGAGGGCCGAUUCAAGCGCCCCAAAUGGCCGAAGCGUCUGGGCAUGACGCCGAAGCAGACUUUUGAUCCUCAGGCCUUCUACGUGGUUGUCUACGAGGGCUCCAAGUCGUGGCAGCACUUUAUUCUCUUUUGCAUCAUCGCUGCUGUUUUGUGCGUCUGCAUGUUCCCCGCCUGGCCGCUGAAGCUCAAGGUCGCCGUCUGGUAUCUCUCCGUUGUGCUGCUGACGUUCAUCCUCGCCCUGGUGUUUGUUCGCCUGAUUCUCUUCGUGUUUUUCUGGUUCUUCGGCUACCAAUUCUGGCUGCUGCCGAAUCUCUUCAACGAAGACGCAGGCAUCAUCGACAGCUUCCUGCCCUGGAUCGAGUGGGAGAGGAGCGGCGACGACUGGGCGAUGUUCGCGGCCCGCAUUUUCUGCGCGAUCCUCACUGCCGGAACGCUCUACAAACUCAGCGAGACGCACACGCCCGCGAGCGUGGCGAACUUUGCGAAGCAGUCUUUCCUCGACGUCCUCGACUGGGGCCACCAGCGGCUGGCUGCUCCGCCUGGCGGCUACUCGAAGUACGCGUCGAUCACAGACAAGCAGGAAGGCGACGAAGGCGCAACUGAAGGAGAAGAAGCCAAGGAGGGCGAUGGCGAAGCCAAAACAGGAGACGAAGAAGAUUAUUCGUGCCUCAAGCCUUGCGGGUUCGCGUCUUUCGAGCACCUCAUGCAAGCUCGCUGCCUCGUCAACUGCACGUGCCUUCGGGAUUUAGUCGAGUCGAAAUGCUUCCCGGCGUGUCCGGAGGCGACUCAGGUUGCGCUCAACGAAGCUGCGCGCGACGCAUGCGACGCUGAGAUGAACCGGAAGAAGAAGAGACAGUGA